GUGGAUUUUGUAGAACAUUCUGGAUUCGAUUCUCUGAAUAGUUAUAGUGUUUGUACUUUCUAGUGGAAAUUACUUACUAAGUCAGGAUAUUAGUUCGUAGGUUUGGGUCUCAAACGACUAUUUUUUUUAAAGAUCUCAGGGGCGACACGAAGGGUCGUCAUCAUCAUCAACGUCAUCCUCCACCUCCUCCUCCUCCUCAGCUGGACACUCGAGCUGUCGAUCCGAAUCUCACUAGCCAAUAAUUGUAAAUCGCUGUUAAGCCCCGCACAUACAUGAGAUUUGUACCAGAAUGGCAAACGUAAACUUGCGGAGUGUAAACAAAAAAGUUUGAAGGCGUAAAUGAAAACUCUGGCAGCACAUUCAUAAACCAUGAUUAGUGAAAACGAAGCUUAGAAAACUGUUAACAAAGAAUGCUGUUUAAUUGAAGAGCAUGUUCAUUUUUUUUUUUUUUUUUUGCCAUUGAGUUCAAUGUUUUCAGUUUCAGGGGUUUUUACUUCUUUCUCAUUGUAUGUUUUUGUUCGUGAAAAGUUACAUUCAAUACUUUUGCCACAAAUUUAAUUCCAUAUGCUUUUGAGACUUGAGAAACGCAGCUGAGCAACGGAGGGUGAAAUGUUACAUAAAUAAAUAGCCUUUUUGCACUACGUGCGCAGUUACAGGAGAUUCGCGUCCAGUUCUCUUACUACGUUUCCCGACAGCCUUUGCGCCGAGCUGCCGUAAAGCGACGCUGUUAUGGUCCGACGGUGACGUUUGCAAAUCUGGCGUUUGUGCUUAUCGCAGUGUUGUAUUUAGCUGGGAGUGCCUCUAAUGGGAGUGGGUUUUAGCAAGUGUAUUCUCAGUACACGUCAACGUGUAACCUGCAGAAACGGAUAUAUAACCGUUGGUACACUGGACUGACACGUUGGACGGCUGUUUCGAGUUUCACGCAUCUUCGAAUCGAUCAAAAUUCCUUCUCGGGGCCUAGUGGAAGAAGUGGAUCCUCGGGCUAAGCUGCGCACUCUGACCGGGAUGACAGGACAUGCUGCCGGGGAGAGCUGCUGAUGUCUUACGUUAAUCUUGCCCACAAGAGGGCAAGCAUCUGAACUCAGAGAGGUUGCUUAAAAACUGAUCGACUGUCAUCUGAUGAAAGAAUUAAACAACAUUUUAGGAAACAUACUGAGGGGCAAAGUUCUUGCUAGCUAGCUGGCUAACCAAGUUAGCAGGCUAAAAAGUGGCUUGAGUCAUAGCCAGAAAUGACCGUUUGUUUUUUAGGAAACGUACGUGGGUUUCUGAUGAGGCUGCCCUGCUGUUUAUGGAUGUCACUUCUAUUUCCUCCCGACCCUGUUGAUCCCUGUUGCACUUGAGGCUCCGAUCGACACACGCUUACGACUGAAAUCAAGUCAAACCUGCCAAACAUGAACCGAUAUCUGCCAGUGGCACGGCAGCACUUCCUGACUGCUCUAGCCAGCACGAGUGUGGUGGUGAAAUGUAUAUGUGUCACCGUGUUUGUGCUUUACCUCAUCUCGUGGCUGGUGGACACACGCGAGGCUCUCGGAAUCACCCCCGGAUACCUUUUUCCUCCUAACGUUUGGAUCUGGACUCUGUUGACACACUGCGUGGUGGAGCAGCAUGUGUGGGACGUAGCACUGAAUGUGGCCACAGUGAUCAUUGCAGGGAGAAUGCUGGAGCCUCUAUGGGGUGCUCUGGAGUUACUUGUCUUCUUCUUAGUGGUGAACGUUGCUGCCGGUUUGCUUUCGGGCCUCUCCUACAUUUUCGCCUACGCUGCCACCGUUGACCUACGCUACCUGUUUGCUGUACACAUCAGCGGUGCGCCCACAUUUCUCGGUGCCGUCCUGGUGGCACUAAAGCAGACAUCAGGCGACACGACUGUGCUUCGAGUGCCUCAGAUUCGUCUGAAGGCAGCUCCAGCACUGCUUCUGCUAGCAUUAGCUAUCUUGCGGUUAGCUGGGCUGCUGGAAAGCUCCGCACCAUUAGUGGGGUGCAGCUUUGGUGCAUUAGCAGGCUGGGUAUACUUGCGCUUCUACCAAAGGCACAGUCGUGGGCGCGGUGACAUGUCGGACCACUUUGCCUUCGCCUCCUUCUUCCCAGAGGCACUUCAGCCAGCAGUGGGCCUCAUCGCCAGCCUGGUGCAUGCUGCCCUUGUCAAGCUUAAGGUGUGCCGCAAGAUGGUGAAGCGCUACGAUGUCGGCGCACCGUCAUCCAUCACGAUCAGCCUGCCUGGCACAGACCCACAGGACGCUGAAAGGAGACGGCAGCUGGCGCUGAAAGCUCUGAAUGAACGUCUAAAGCGAGUGGAGGACCAGUCUGCUUGGCCCAGCAUGGAGGACGAGGAAGACAACGACGAAGACGAAGUUCGGACAGACGCACCCUUGCUCCCGACCCGUGACUCCUCGCCGCCAGCUUCCAGCACUACCCAGAAUUCCACAGGGCAAGAGUCGAGCAUCAUAAGCUUUGAAGACGCCCCCACUCACUCCUAACACACACGCACACAAACACACAUGUACAUGAGUACAUGAACCGUUGAGUUCAGCCCCUCUGAGUCUGACACGAUCACAACACCUGCUGAAGAGGCGGUGAUGAUUUACCCUCGAGAGCAAGACGGCUCGCCGUAGAUAGUUUAUAAAUCUUGAUCAGUUCUAAUAAACGCUCUUCUACAAACAAGCUUACAGGUACACUGAUAUGUUCAGUUUAGACGUUGUACAGAUGAACUUUUCUGAAAGUGUGCAUCUGUGGCACUUUUUUUUUCUGCAAUGUACAAACAAGAUAUUCACAUCUGUGUGUGUGUUUGUAUUUGUAUGUGUGUUUGUUCGGAAUAAAUGCUUCAGCUGCUGCUGGGACAUA
Molecule: messenger RNA, 2838 nt
Organism: Ictalurus furcatus (blue catfish)
Lineage: Eukaryota; Metazoa; Chordata; Actinopteri; Siluriformes; Ictaluridae
Gene: tmem115
Product: transmembrane protein 115
Exons: 3
Coding region: 1392-2474 (360 amino acids)
Biological process (GO): retrograde vesicle-mediated transport, Golgi to endoplasmic reticulum
Cellular component (GO): Golgi apparatus; membrane
Source: RefSeq, a predicted model, not a curated record